GAGUUGGAGUAUGAGACAUACCUAACUGUAAAAAAAGGUGAUACAGUAGCUCUCUUCUCAAUCUUGCUCAAUUUUCAUGGAAGCAGCUGCACUCCCAUUCCCUCCAAAACCCCAAUUUUUUAUGUCCCCAUCCAUCGCCUUCAGACCUGCUCCACCACUCCUCCUCCGCUACACUCCCGCCGCGUUCAGGCUCUUCGCCACCUCCCCCUCCCCCUCCGCCUCCGCCACCACCCAUGAGCCGGAAACACUAACAAUUCCGGAGACCUCAACUUCAAAAAAGUCGAGGUCUAAUGCCAGGACAGGGAGCAGUGCCAGGGGUAAAAAGGUGGUUAUAGAUGCCCAACAGCUUAAACUGAACUGGUUGGAAUCCCUCUCUUGCCCUAGGUCCGAAAAUGAUGAAAUUCGGGCUCCCGACGACUCCGGCCCUGGCAAUGCGGACUCGAGGUGGGUUAUCGGAGUCGACCCGGAUCUCUGCGGAGCGUUAGCCGUGUUGAAGCCUGACAAUUCCGCCCAGGUGUAUGAUUCUCCUCACUUGAAAGCAUUGGUUGGCAAGAGAGUCCGGAGACGUCUAGAUCUAAAGUCUAUGAUUCAAUUGCUUCAAAAAGUGGAUGCUCCAACUGGAACCACUGCGUACAUAGAGCAAUCAAGUCCAUGUCCCCAAGACGGUAAGCAGGGAUGGUGGAGUGGCGGUUUUGGGUAUGGACUAUGGCUAGGAGUCUUGGUAGCCUCCGGAUAUUCUGUUGUUCCAGUUCCAUCGUUAUUGUGGAAGAAUAGUUUUAAACUUGCAGGAAGUCACUCUAGCAAGGACAACAGCAGAGAGCUUGCCACCACUCUAUUUCCGGCCCUGAGUCCCCUCUUGAAAAGGAAGAAGGAUCAUGGCCGUGCAGAAGCUUUGCUAAUUGCUGCACAUGGUAAAGGGCUGAAAGUGGAUAUUGGGUCCGACUCUUGAUGCAUAUUGGAAGAUCCGGUGCCUUAGAAUCAUCUCCUUGGGCAUUUUUCAUGGCUGCUGAUUUGUUAGUUUAUAUAUUUGGAGUAGCUUGGUAGGUAGUAUGAUCAUAUGGAGAUCAUUGGGAAAUAGAUUGAUAAUUGUUUAGAGAGAAUGUAGUGGAAAAGGGAAGAUUGAUAAUUGUUUAGAGAGAAUGUAGUGGAAAAGGGAUGUGCAAGACAGUAUUAUUGCAAGAAACUAGGCAUCCCGUGUAGAGAUACAUACAUUACCCAUGUAUACAAUGGAUGUUAUGUUUUUCUGUU
Salvia miltiorrhiza (redroot sage) is the source of this 1248-nucleotide messenger RNA. RefSeq names its product Holliday junction resolvase MOC1, chloroplastic. The transcript is spliced from 6 exons. The record is from RefSeq and is a predicted model, not a curated record. Lineage: Eukaryota; Viridiplantae; Streptophyta; Magnoliopsida; Lamiales; Lamiaceae. The coding region runs from base 77 to 949 and encodes 290 amino acids. Gene Ontology annotation, molecular function: crossover junction DNA endonuclease activity.